Messenger RNA from Scatophagus argus, 803 nucleotides. It is a transcript of the gene mrpl21, whose product is annotated as mitochondrial ribosomal protein L21. The record is from RefSeq and is a predicted model, not a curated record. The coding region runs from base 53 to 634 and encodes 193 amino acids. Lineage: Eukaryota; Metazoa; Chordata; Actinopteri; Scatophagidae. Gene Ontology annotation, cellular component: ribosome; mitochondrial large ribosomal subunit. The transcript has a single exon. Gene Ontology annotation, molecular function: structural constituent of ribosome.
UGUGUGGAGAGGCAACGCAUGCGCAGUGCGAACUCAUGCGUUUCCUGUCAAGAUGGCGCUGAGCAGAGGAGUGGGAUUGUGGAGGACAUGCAGGUUGUUACCCAGACAGUCUCUCCUAUUCCCAGCCGCUGUCCGAACACAGAGCACCGCGAGCGGGGAAUUGGUGCCCCGGACCUCGCUGUCCAGACCUCCAUGGUCGGAGCAGUUGGUCCGGGUCUCGGAGGAGGAGGAGCGGAGCCGACAUGCCGCGGUAGUCAGCACCGUGAACCAGAAGAUCAACCAGCAGGACUUCGGCCGGCUGUUCGCCGUGGUCCACUUCGCUGGCCGCCAGUGGAAGGUCACCAACGAAGACCUGAUCUUGACUGAGAACCACAUCGAAGCGGAGUGCGGGGAGCGGAUCCGGAUGGAGAAGGUGCUGCUGGUCGGCGCGGAGGAUUUCACACUGAUCGGCAGGCCUCUGCUGGGGAAGGACCUGGUCAGGGUCGAGGCUACCGUGAUCGAGAAGACCGAGUCCUGGCCCAAAGUCCACAUGAGGUUCUGGAAAAGACACCGGUUCCAACGCAAGAAGACCAUCAUCCAGCCACAGACGGUGCUGAGGAUCAACAGCAUCGAGCUGGCCCCAAGACUGGCAUGAUGAUGAUGAUGCUGAGGACUGUAAAUCUGACACUCGGACCGGUUGAUCUGUGUGAUUAAAACGCGUUGGGCUCAGGGAGCCAAAGUGACUUUGUGUUUCUGAAGACCUGAGCCCUGCAGUCUGCUCUGUUGUGCUCCUGUAAAUAAAGCUUCAUCUUUUGCAGAUGGCA